Messenger RNA from Herpailurus yagouaroundi (jaguarundi), 3174 nucleotides. RefSeq names its product solute carrier family 34 member 3 (gene SLC34A3). Gene Ontology annotation, molecular function: sodium:phosphate symporter activity. The coding region runs from base 1116 to 3074 and encodes 652 amino acids. Lineage: Eukaryota; Metazoa; Chordata; Mammalia; Carnivora; Felidae. The transcript is spliced from 13 exons. The record is from RefSeq and is a predicted model, not a curated record. Gene Ontology annotation, biological process: intracellular phosphate ion homeostasis; sodium-dependent phosphate transport. Gene Ontology annotation, cellular component: brush border; apical plasma membrane; vesicle.
CAGCUCAGUAGGACCCCUCCCACGCUAGGCCUUUUCCUGGCCUUCAGCUUCCGCUUCCGUCUACCUCAUAAUGGCCACCACACAGACCCUUCAGAGGGGCCAGAGAAGGUUCUGGAGGCUGUGGACACAGACAUUCCCUCAAGUCAGGCUGCAACAUCCCCAUCCCCAUCCCGAAAGGGGCUGUCACACUGUCACACUGCCUCUGGGAGGAACUGCUGGGCCUGCCCCGGGCAGUGGGUGCAGGACAGGGAGGGACAAGAAAAUUUGCUGAGAGGACACUCAGAAACCUCCUCCUUCUCUGGGGCAAAGUCCCCCAGGGCACACAGCGAUUGGUGGGCAGCAACUAUACCAGGGCACCGUGGCCCGAGGGGGAGGGCAAGGAGCAUGCCCCAGCAGGGGCAGCAGGAAGGGGACUGACCCCGAGAGGCGCCCACAAGCCACGGCGCCAGUCAGGACUCUCCGGGGGGAGGGAGCAGGAUGGGCUGAGUCUUCCGGUCCAGGUGGGACAGGCAGUGGGCUGGGCAGCACCGCGGCCUGGGGGACGGGCCCUGCCCCCGCCCCCAACUUGCAGAUGGAGGCGCAGUGCCCUCCACCAUUACUGCCCGCCACUGAGGCUGGGCCCGCUGGGAGCACUGCUGGGCCCAGCCCUGCCCUGAACUUGGGUCUGAACUGGAAGACUUCGGGGGCUGGGGCCCUCCCCACCCGGUGGGUGCAAAGCGCCUCCCUCCCACUCUUCUGAUGGGGUAGGGACCACCACAGUAAGGUCUGCAGAGCUCAGGGCAGACUUCUCAAGGGGCCUCCAGGCCAACCAGCCAGAGUGCCAGCAUCCUGCCCUUGCCCUGCCCUUCCCCGCCCUACCCAGGGCAGGCGGCACACAGCGUCUGGUCGUGCCACACAGGGGUCUACUUACGCUAGUCCUGCACUCAGAGCCUGUGCCCAGCCCCGCAACACCCCUGGCCUGGCCCAGGGCCCAUCCAGGGAGGAAGCCCACUCGAAGAGGGCUGGGCUGGGGGCCCAGAGCACCUGCCACAGGGCAGCAGUGCAGCGUGGACAAGGCAGGCACCUGGGGCUGUGACAGGUACCCCUCGGGAGCCUCAACUCCUGGGUAAACAUUAAUGGGGCUCAGUACACAGCAGGUCAUGUGUGCGCCCAGCAGAUCUUUGACCGGCAGCUGCUCCCGCCCUGUGUUUCCUCCCCGCAGGUGCCCCCUCACUACCCUCACAGCAGAUCCAGGCCUGGGCCUGGUCUAUCCCUGCCAGAAAUCCAUGCCGAAUUCCCUCACGGGUGGCCAGGUCCCCCCCCUUACUCUGGACACAGUUGGCCUGGUGGACCGGAGCCUGGGAAAUGCAGGGACCUCCGGUUCCGCCCCAGUCUUGGAAGAGGGGAAAAUGGACCCCUGGGCCCUCCCUCAGCUGAAGGACACUGGCCAGUCCUGGAAAGAGCUCAGCGUGGCCGGCAGGGUGCUCCGGGUGGCCACUGGCUUCCUCAAGGCCUGUGGACUCCUGGGCAGCCUCUACCUCUUCAUCUGCUCCCUGGACAUCCUCAGCUCCGCCUUCCAGCUGCUGAGCAGCAAGGUGACUGGAGACAUCUUUAAGGAGAACGUGGUGCUGUCCAACCCUGUGGCUGGACUGGUCAUCGGCGUGCUGGUCACAGUUCUCGUCCAGAGCUCCAGCACGUCUUCUUCCAUUGUGGUCAGCAUGGUGGCCUCCAAAUUGCUGACCGUCCAGGCGUGUGUGCCCAUCAUCAUGGGCGUCAACGUGGGCACGUCCAUCACCAGCACCCUGGUCUCAAUGGCACAGUCAGGGGACCGAGAUGAGUUUCGGAGGGCCUUUGGCGGCUCAGCUGUUCACGGCAUCUUCAACUGGCUCACGGUGCUCAUCUUGCUGCCGCUGGAGAGCGCCAUAGCCCUGCUGGAGAGGCUCAGCGCCCUGACUCUGGACGCCACCAGCCUGCAGCCUGGGGGGCACGCGCCCGACAUCCUCAAGGUGCUAACGCAGCCUCUCACACACCUCAUUGUGCAGCUGGACACCGAUGAGAUUGCAAGCAGUGCCACGGGCAACGCCACCAACAGCAGCCUCAUUAAGCAAUGGUGCGGCACCAGGGAGGUGAUGACCUCGGGGAACAGCAGCGACUGUGGAGAGGCGGCCUCCGGCCCCUGCCCUGAGAGGAACGGAACGGCUGCGGUGGAGCUGCUGCCCUGCCACCACCUGUUUGUGGGAACCACGCUCACGGACCUGGCCGUGGGCUUCAUCCUUCUGGCCGCCUCCCUGCUCCUGCUCUGCACCUGCCUCGUCCUCAUCGUCAAACUGCUUAACUCUGUGCUGCGCGGCCGCAUCGCCCAGGCCGUGAGGAAGGUCAUCAAUGCUGACUUCCCCUUCCCCUUCAGCUGGCUCAGCGGCUACCUGGCCAUCCUGGUGGGCGCCGGCCUGACCUUCGUGCUCCAGAGCAGCAGUGUCUUCACGGCGGCCGUUGUGCCGCUCAUGGGGGUCGGGGUGAUCAGCCUGGAGCGCGCAUACCCCCUCUUCCUGGGCUCCAACAUCGGCACGACCACCACAGCCCUGCUGGCCGCCCUGGCCAGUCCCGCGGACAUGCUGCUCAGCGCCCUCCAGGUUGCCCUCAUCCACUUCUUUUUCAAUCUGGCUGGCAUCCUGCUGUGGUACGUGGUGCCUGUCCUGCGGCUGCCCAUCCCGCUGGCCAAACGCUUCGGGGACGUGACCGCCAAAUACCGCUGGGUGGCCAUCGCCUAUCUGCUGCUCAGCUUCCUGCUGCUGCCGCUGGCCGCCUUCGGGCUCUCCCUGGCAGGGAGCACAGUGCUGGCUGCAGUCGGAGGACCCCUGCUGGGGCUGGUACUCCUCGUCAUCCUGGUCAAUGUCCUGCAGCGGCACCGGCCAGCCUGGCUGCCACGCCGUCUGCGGUCCUGGGCCUGGCUCCCGCUCUGGCUCCAUUCUCUGGAGCCCUGGGACCGCCUGGUGGGCCGCUGCUGCCCCUGCAGGGUCUGCAGCCCCCCUCCGGCCGCUGCCAAGGAGGCCCACUGCUACGAGAACCCUGAGGUCCUGGCCUCCCAGCAGCUGUGAAGGGUGGGCACCCCCACUUCGUGGACUUCUGGGUGCCCUGGGGGGACUUCCGAGUCACCUAGCUUGGCUUCUUUCCAAAUAAACAAGGCUAUAAACCAGG